UCCAUCGCAGAAAAUCUCUCAGAGGGGUGACGGAGCGGCGGCUAUCGCGGACCUCUUCACCGUCAACCCUCCACCCCUUCCUCCUUCUUUUUAUUCUGUCUAUAUCAACUUUACAUCCAGCCGGUCACAUUGAUGUGAUCUGUGUGUUGAUCUGAUUUCCCCCAUUUAAGCUACAAGCAUGAUCCACCAGAAUGAGCAGCGUGCCAAUCCACCUGCAGUCCAUCCUCAUCAAGACCCUUAGAGUUGAACAAAUCCAGGCCCAUUGGAGCAGGAAGAAGUGUUGGCGUCGUCUUUCCGGCUCUUCUGACUCUAUAAUGGAGCUGCCUUCGCAGGGUUCCGCUUUGUCUGCUCCGCUCUACAACGCCAGCGUGCCGCUAAAUGCCUCAGAGAAUUUCACCAACGAGCAUCUCACUGAAAUCAAUCUUUUGGAGAUUCUUGGUCCCAAAAGAUCUCCGUUCUUCCUCCCCGUGACGACGGUUUACCUUCUCAUCUUUCUGAUUGGCCUGUCUGGAAAUGUGCUCACCUGUGCAGUGAUAGCAAAGCACAAGAGGAUGAGGAACCCCACCAACUUCUACCUUGUGAGCCUGGCCGUGUCGGACCUCCUAGUGCUGAUGUUCGGGAUGCCCUUGGAGAUUUACGACCUGUGGCAGAACUACCCGUUCCCCUUCGGCGAGGGCGGCUGCUACUUCAAGACCUUCCUCUUCGAGACGGUCUGCUUCGCCUCCAUCCUCAACGUCACAGCGCUGAGCGUGGAGCGGUACAUCGCCGUGGUGCAUCCUCUCAAAACCCGUUACCUGUCCACCAACCAGCAUGCCAAGCGCGUCAUCACAGUGGUGUGGGUGGUGUCAAUGGUCUGUGCCAUCCCCAACACCUCCCUGCAUGGCAUCUUCUACCUGCCAGAGAAAAUGGAGGAGUCAGCCAUCUGUACUGUGCUCAAGCCCCUGUGGAUCUAUAAUUUGCUCAUGCAGAUCACAACCGCCUGCUUCUACUUCAUCCCAAUGAUGAUCAUCAGCGUUCUGUAUCUGGUGAUGGGCAUUCAUUUGGGCAGAGAGAGGCGGCACGCCCGGAGGCACCUGGGGAAGAGCUGCUACAGCAGCAGCCGAAGGAACCUCACCGUGGAGAACGGGCGCCGGAGACAGGUCAUCAAGAUGCUCUCGAUCGUGGUGGCGGUGUUUGGACUCUGCUGGGCGCCAUUCCACAUCGAGCGCGUCCUGUGGAGUUCAGUCAGUCAGUGGACCGACUUGAUGCACAAUGUUUACCAGUACGUCCACAUCCUGUCGGGAAUCCUCUUCUACCUCAGCUCCGCAGUCAACCCAAUCAUCUACAGCCUUUUGUCCACGCGCUUCCGGGAGUGCUUCCGGGAGCUCGUCUGCUCCCACGUGGAGGACAGCAGCUCCGUCAGAGACUCGCCGCCUUUCCCCAAGACUUUACUGGAUUCCUCCCCCAGGACUCAGGCCCUGAUGAAGGACUCCGGCUCCAUCGUCCCGUUGCUGUCUCCAAAGGGGACUUUGAGCAUGGACCCUGCAGUCCUCACGUGCAUGUGUAAAGAGGAGACCUGCAACACCUCAGCGUUCUGACAUUUGCUUUAAAUACACAAACGGCAGCGCCGAACCUCUAAUGUUUUGAAGAAGUUUGACUUUUUCGAGUCUCAGCUGUCACUGUGUCUUUGGGGGAGGAACGCCUAUCCCCACAUUUCCCUCCGUCGUGAGAAACCUGUGAGUCUCUUUGGUUAAACAUUUGCUGAAAGACAGAUUGUAAAGGCAACACUCUGCUUCUUAUUAUGUGCAUGAUUCAAAUGCCUCUUCUCUGCAGCAGCUCGCUCCUAUCCCCCUGAAGCUGCUGACACUGUAUCUUCAAUUUGUAGUCCAACUCUGUCAUUACAGCAGUACGGGUAAUCUUUGUCAGGAGACAACCACAUCUAUUUUUCAUCUCCUCACAGUUAAGCUGCUGGUGUUUGCUUAGGAGAGACACGGGAACCAGGGAACCAGGAAUGAUCUUGAGAUUUUCAAUUCAAAGCUAUUGCUUCAGGACCUUUUUUGACGGGAUUAGACAGAACUCACAGGUUUCUGUUUCAUCAGUAGUUCUGUGACGCACAGAAUUAAACAGAUGGAGAGACGGAGGCAGCUGAUGCUGAUGGAAAAAGUCACUUUUAAAUGAAUUUAGUGUUCUGCGUCCCUCGCCGUCUGGAAUAGGGAAAAAUCAGAAGUGCUGACAAGUUAUUGAUGGGAAAAGGGGUAAAUGGAAGGACUGACUUUUCCAGUAUAAUCUCAGUUUUUGCUGGGAUUGCAGAGAUUCAGCUCAGUCUUUACUCUCUUUUCUGAGGAGCUGCUGCUGCCCAAUUUGAGCGUAGUCUAAAGAAAAUUUGUUCUUGUUAGCCUGAUUUCAUGGUUUCAGGCUCUGGUGAAGGAUUGUAACAGAAAGGAUGUGUUUUCAUCCAGUCAUUUGCAGAUCUUCUUCCAGCCAUGAUCAGACUUGGGUUGUGGCUUCAGCCUGUAGGUUUUAGAGCUUUGAGAGGAGAAAAGGCGCUCAAAAAAACUAAAAACAAAUCUUAUCCUUAUUUACCAUGAAGUCACACCAUCUGUGAAGUAAAUCCCUUUCAUCAUUGCUGGAGCUUUAGAGGAAAUUAACAAAGUGAGGCAGAAACAUGUUGAGGUGAGCAUCAGUAAGGCUUUAAAUGAGUUUAUUUAAGGCUGUUGUGAAGCCAGAAAACCUUAUUCUGAACCGAAAAAGGUUCAGGUGGACCACGAGAAGAUAAAGAGUCAAAAUGUGCAAACGAGCAAAAUUGAUCACUGGUGUUGAAGGAAGUGGCUCAUCCAGAUGUACUGAAAAUUAAAUCUCAUCCCUGGGGAACCACUGACAGUAUGAAAAACUGGACUGGGUGAGUUUGAUAUCCCCCCCUUAAAAAAGGCUUACUGUGAUUUCAAUGAAUGAUGUAUUUUUGAAAUGAUGUCAUCUAACAGGCGCACGGAACUAUGUUAACACCUCGUGAUAAGCGAGAGAGAAGGGUCAGAGAUAAGUCUGUCCGUCAGUCAGACUUUAUUAUGUGUUCACAGUAACUCUCUACAUGUUAGCUGAGUUAGCAUAUUUAACAAUAACACACAACCUUGUUUGCAACUCGUGAAAACCCAGAGGCAUUUUGACAGAUCAAAAUCGCUUCGACAUCAAUAAACACAACCGGCAUCAGUCCAUAUAUAAAUUGCUCCGGGUUAUAAGGCGCACUGUAGUUAAAAAAAAAAAAAUUCAGCUGGAAAGGGGGGCAGAUAAAUGUAAAGCGGCGCUGACAGGUGGUCAUUUCUUUAUUUUUUUAUCCUCAUUCUUUCUGGUUGGGCUGAGAGGUAAAAACAAUAAAAAAGCCUCCGAGUUUUCUGUUUUCUGUUCAAUAAAACACUGUGUUGUGAGGUGUCCUUAAUAUGGUGUCUGUUAAGGCCAGCAAUUAUGAAUGUGAUUUAAUGACUCCUAUGCUAUUGUUGUCUGUGAUUGCAGCCACAAAUUCUGAUUGAAGCUAUUGUGCAAUGGCUUCAUUUAAAACAGCUACAGAAGUAAAUGUGCAAUCUAUAGGUAACUAUUAAAUAUGACAGUUGGUGCAGAGUAACUUCUGAUUAAAGAUUUCAUUGACGUUCUCACUCUGAAACGUGUUCUUUUAUUCUAAAGGUUGUGCUGUUUUUCCAUUGUUUUGCCCUUAUAACAACAUAAAGUUUGAUUAUAAAGUUUGAUUGAUUAUAAAAUUGGCAUGUAGGCAUGAAUUCGGCUCAUUUUUGGUCGCUGCAGCGCAUCAACAGCUUUCACAAUUUUUUUUUUAUCUGCUGGCUGUGAUGAAAUAAAUGCAGCCAAAUGAUAUGAUCACAGGCUUAAUAAAUGUUUAUUUUUGUGUCCCAACAAACAGUCAAGGGGCCAUUUUGCUGUCUUCUGCAGGUGCAUUAUUUUACCUGAAGGAAUCAUUUCACAGUCAGAUGAGUGUCUGAAUUCAGAGUUCGUCUCUUGUUAUUGAGCCCAAAUCAAUUUGCAUUUAUAACACUGACUGCAUGAGUUUGUAGUACAUGUACAGCUCCAGAUAAUCAACAACACAGACCUGGAGUUAAACAAUAGGGGGGGAGGGGGGGGCUUUCCUUUUACAGAAAAUCCUUU
Molecule: messenger RNA, 4125 nt
Organism: Oryzias latipes (Japanese medaka)
Lineage: Eukaryota; Metazoa; Chordata; Actinopteri; Beloniformes; Adrianichthyidae
Gene: nmur3
Product: neuromedin U receptor 3
Biological process (GO): neuropeptide signaling pathway
Cellular component (GO): plasma membrane
Molecular function (GO): neuromedin U receptor activity
Source: RefSeq, a predicted model, not a curated record